Sarcophilus harrisii (Tasmanian devil) is the source of this 6208-nucleotide messenger RNA. RefSeq names its product inositol polyphosphate-4-phosphatase type I A (gene INPP4A). The transcript has 27 exons. Bases 334 to 3219 code for a protein of 961 amino acids. Gene Ontology annotation, cellular component: cytoplasm. Lineage: Eukaryota; Metazoa; Chordata; Mammalia; Dasyuromorphia; Dasyuridae. The record is from RefSeq and is a predicted model, not a curated record. Gene Ontology annotation, molecular function: phosphatidylinositol-3,4-bisphosphate 4-phosphatase activity.
CGCUUCACCGGGAUCUCGCUGUUGAGCCCAGCGGCGGGGGCUGCCAGGCGCUGGGGUCCCGGGAUCCUGCGGGGCGGUUCAGGAAACAUCAGUACUCCCUGAAGACUGCUGUCAUUCAUCCCUGGUGAUGUCUCCAGUGUGACCUGAAGGAUUGAGGCUAUGUGAUGAAAUUGAAUCAGCUUCUAUAAAAAUGCAGCCUGUCUCUCCUCUCCUAAAGAAAAACAACUUUCUGGUUGCUGCCAUGCCAGGGGAAUAGGGCUCAGUGACAGGACAUUCCUGGAAAUAGUCGUGGUCAGAGUCAGCAGGGAGAAGCACACCAUUGCCCAUGACACCAUGACAGCAAGAGAACACAGCCCUCGUCAUGGCUCCAAGUCCCGUUCAGUACAACGGGCCUCAACUAUUGACGUUACCUCUGACAUGCUGGGACUGUCUCUGGCGGGAAAUAUCCAAGAUCCAGAUGAACCCAUAUUAGAAUUCAGCUUGGCUUGCAGUGAGCUGCAUACUCCAUCGCUAGAUCGAAAACCAAAUAGUUUUGUAGCUGUGAGUGUAACAACACCUCCUCAGGCAUUCUGGACAAAGCAUGCACAGACAGAGAUUAUAGAGGGAACUAACAAUCCUAUAUUUCUAAGCAGUAUCGCGUUCUUUCAAGACUCCCUUAUCAAUCAGAUGACACAAAUCAAACUAUCUGUUUAUGAUGUCAAAGACAGAUCUCAGGGAACAAUGUAUUUAUUGGGUUCUGGGACGUUCAUAGUCAAAGAUCUGCUCCAGGAGAAAUACCAUAGGUUGCAUUUAACACUAAGGUCUGCUGAAAAUGAUCGUGUAGGUAACAUUACUGUAAUAGGAUGGCAAAUGGAAGAAAAAUCAGACCAGCGGCCCCCUGUAACGAGGUCACCUGAUACAGUUAAUGGGAGGACUGUUCUGCCAGUAGAUGAAAGCUUGACAGAAUCAUUAGGAAUCCGAUCCAAAUAUGCUUCCUUGAGGAAAGAUUCAUUACUGAAAUCAGUAUUUGGUGGAGCCAUCUGUAGAAUGUAUCGUUUUCCUACAACUGAGGGGAAUCAUCUAAGGAUCUUGGAGCAGAUGGCUGAGAGUGUCCUCUCCCUACAUGUUCCUAGACAGUUUGUAAAACUACUUUUAGAAGAAGAUGCAGCAAGGGUUUGUGAGUUGGAAGAAUUGGGAGAGCUCUCUCCUUGCUGGGAAAGUCUCCGUCGACAAAUAGCUACUCAGUACCAAACGAUAAUACUAACAUAUCAGGAAAACCUAACUAACUUACAUCAGUACAAAGGUCCCUCAUUUAAGGCAAGCAGCUUGAAAGCUGAUAAAAGUGAUUGCCCAGGCCUUUCUUUUCCUUCAGACCAGAACUAUGAUAUCAUAACCAUAGGAGCAGCAGCGGCACAUUGCCAAGGCUUUAAGUCAGGGGGUCUUCGAAAGCGGCUGCACAAAUUUGAAGAGACCAAGAAACAUUAUGAGGAAUGUUGUACCUCACCCAGCUGCCAGUCAAUAAUAUAUGCACCACAGGAUAUCAUCAGAGCGAAGGAGAUUAUUGCCCAGAUCAACACCUUAAAAACCCAAGUCAGUUAUUAUGCUGAAAGGCUGUCAAGGGCAGCCAAGGAUAGAUCAGCUAAUGGUCUUGAAAGGACGCUUGCCAUCUUAGCAGAUAAGACAAGACAACUGAUUACUGUCUGUGACUGUAAAUUGUUGGCUAAUUCAAUACAUGGCCUAAAUGCUGCUAGACCUGAUUACAUUGCCUCCAAAGCAUCUCCCACCUCAACUGAGGAGGAGCAGGUAAUGCUAAGGAAUGAUCAAGACACUCUUGUGGCAAAGUAUACUGGAAGGAAUAGUCGCUCUCUCCAUGCAGAUUGGCAUGAGGCAGAAUGGGAAAAAGUUUGGCUGAAUGUCGACAAAAGCCUGGAGUGCAUCAUCCAGCGAGUCGACAAACUUCUCCAGAAAGAGCGAUUACACAGUGAGAGCUGUGAAGAUGUUUUCCAGUGUGAUGUCAGUGGGCCUAGUAAGAAAGGUAAUCGGGAUAAUCGAGCCUAUUGGAUAGUACCGGAAUCCUCCCAUGCAUCCUCAUCAUGCUCCUUCUCCAUGCCAUCUACUUCAUUCCAUUCUCAUAGGAACACAAAUAGCAGUCCCCCUCCUGAAGAAUCCAGUCCAGGUGAAUGGAGUGAGGCCCUUUACCCCUUGCUGACGACCCUCACAGAUUGCGUAGCCAUGAUGAGUGACAAGGCCAAGAAAGCGAUGGUCUUCCUGUUAAUGCAGGACAGCGCUCCAACAAUAGCUAUGUACCUGAAGCUCCAGUAUCGCAGGGAUGUUGUCUUCUGCCAAACUCUGACUGCGCUCAUUUGUGGGUUCAUACUCAAGCUAAGGAACUGCCUCCAUGAUGAUGGUUUCCUGCGUCAACUCUACACUAUUGGUUUAUUGGCCCAAUUUGAAAGCCUCCUCAGCACUUAUGGUGAGGAGUUAGCCAUGUUGGAAGACAUGAGUCUGGGAAUUAUGGACUUGAGGAAUGUAACUUUUAAAGUAACGCAGGCCACAUCAAAUUCAUCAACAGACAUGCUCCCUGUAAUUACAGGAAAUCGUGAUGGAUUUAAUGUGAGGAUUCCAUUGCCUGGCACUCUAUUCGAUGUGCUGCCCCGUGAGAUUCAGAGUGGUAUGCUUCUAAGAGUUCAACCUGUGCUUUUCAACGUGGGGAUUAAUGAGCAGCAAACCUUGGCUGAGAGGUUUGGAGACACAUCUUUGCAAGAAAUUAUUAAUGUGGAGAGUUUGGUGAGAUUAAAUUCUUACUUUGAGCAGUUUAAGGAAGUUUUACCUGAUGAUUGUCUACCUCGAUCUCGUAGUCAAACGUGCCUGCCUGAGCUGUUGCGGUUUCUGGGACAGAAUGUACAUGCCAGGAAGAAUAAGAAUGUUGACAUUCUCUGGCAAGCUGCUGAGGUGUGCCGAAGACUCAAUGGUGUCCGAUUUACCAGCUGCAAGAGUGCCAAGGACAGAACAGCUAUGUCAGUGACCCUGGAACAGUGUCUAAUCCUGCAGCAUGAACAUGGAAUGGCUCCCCAGGUCUUCACACAGGCUCUGGAUUGCAUGAGGAGUGAGGGUUGUCGGCGAGAAAAUACAAUGAAGAAUGUUGGAUGUCGCAAGUAUGCAUUUAAUUCCCUGCAGCUGAAGGCUUUCCCAAGGCAUUACAGGCCUCCAGAAGGAACUUAUGGAAAAGUUGAAACAUAAUUAUAAUGUGUCCUCUAAUUAGCUAUUACAGAAUACAUGUGGGUACACUCUAGUUGAAUUUUUCAUGAAGACCAGAAUUUUUUUUUUUUUAACAUUUCACCCUAGAUUCUAUUGAGCAUGUUAUCUUAUUGCAUUGGAAUCAGUAGGAAAGAAUGUUUUGGCGCAGUAGUUUAUGUAGUGGUGACUGCCCCUUUAAAUAGCCUUCAGUCCUGUGUGAGUUACACAAAAACCAUGAAAUUGUUCCUUGUAUUCAACAACUAGGUACAUCCAGGAUGCUAAAGGACUUUUUAUAAAUGGCCACUUAGGUAGCUGUUUCACAUAGCAACCUUUUCUAUUGAGUUGAUUUAAAGUUGAGUUUUUCAUAAUAUUGUACUUUUAAAAAUUAGAAACACAGUUAAUAAUAAAGUAAUUGGAACUGAGGCAACCCCAUACACAUUGACAGAAUCAGGCAAAGUCAGCUUAUAACUUCAGGAAAAUAAAUUAUCCCAUUAUGAGAGCUUUGUGAAGUUUCAAAGCCAUUGAAGAUUUUUCCAGGUAUUUUUUAUGUAAUUGUACCUUAUUGGAAGAUGACAGCUGCUUCCCGUAUCAUGUAACUGAAAUUCCCUAGUCCAUUUUAAUAGCUGUGUGUCUUGGCAAAUCAUUUUUGUAAUUAAUCUUGCAGAUGAAAGACCAAUAUUAAAAUAUAUUAGUUUUUCUUUUUUCCUCUCAUCCUUGUACUCCUUACUUUUAAGCAUCUUGUUAACAAGUUAGGAUUCUACCUUCUAAAGUAUACACAAAACUUCUCUUGGACUCAACUGAAAUCCCAUGCAUCCCCAGCCAAAAAAGAGGCAUUUUUACAUGACUGCCGAUCAAUAUUCUGAAGUACAUACUUAGAAUUUCAUGAAGCAAAUGUUAUCAAUAUUUGAAUGAAGGAAGUAUAAAUAUUUCUAAAGCUAACCUUCAAAGGUUAUUCUUUUAUCUCUUUAAUUUAUUCCUUUUUUAUUUUUUGAGGCAUAAGUAAGACUAUAUUUCAAUGUCUUUGAAAUGCCCAGUUAUCUAAUUCAUGGGAGUUUCUAAUUUAUUUUUCCCUUAUGCCUGUUAUGAGGUAACCAGCAGCUGUUGAGUCAGUUGGGUCUGUCUCCUUUCAAUCUUCAAAUGGAUUUUUGUUCUCUCAGAGCCUUGGGAAUUGCAAUGUUUAUUCUAUAAUCAUGGCGAAACAUUUUAGAACUUCUUAAAAAGCAUAAGACUUUAUUUUUUCUCCUCCGUAUUUCAAGGCAAGUUGAAAAUCGAAAGCUAAAGACCUGAUCAUUUAUUUUCUGUAAGGAAUAAUGAAUAUGAUACGCAUUUCAUGGAGUUGUGUUUUUUGGGGGGAAUGCUUGUGUGCGUGUGUUUCAUCGGUUCUGUUAAUCAUGGUUGUCUUAGAGAUGUUCUUUGGGUAAAUUGUUCUUAAAAUUAUAUUGAAACUUUUGGUCCAUUCUUACAUUACCCAAACUUGGUCUGUGUAAAUUAAAGGUUAUUAAAAUGUAGCCUUUUAAUAUAGCUAAAGAAUAAAAACCAUGAAAAGGUCAUUGAUGGAUAAUUACCCAUGUCUAAAAUUUUAGGAAUUAGGUUUACUUCUGUCUUUUUUUUUCCCUCCAAAAAUGGAGGAAUUUAAAAUAUAUGACUGUGUUUUAUAUGUACUGUAUGUUUAUUUAUAUGAAUAAAGGAAGUAGAAUUAUUCAAAUAUGUUUGUAUGUAUGCGUGUGACACAUAUACAUACAUGCAUAUCCAGAAUUGAAAGCUGGCAGAGUUGUUUGGCUCCUGCUGGCAAUGAAUAGUAUCAAGAUAGCUGCCAGUGUGGAAGAUGGGAGCCUUUGAAUAUGAUCUGUACUUCUUCUUAGGAGUGUUCUUUUCAGCAGUAGUGAAGGCAAAGGAAGAGAAUUUGUGUCUGUUCUGUGAUGCCAUGCCCGCAGCAAGGCAUACAAUUGUAGUGAAAUCAUCAUUGCCAGCUACUCUCUUCCCAUUUUCAUGUUUAACUACUUUCAAAAACAAAUGAAAUUACAGUAAAAGCUAAUUUACCUUUUGACUCUAUAGCACUCCAUGAUAUUUUUUUGAGUGGAUCACAUCCAUAUUGUUUAGUUUCAGCCUUUCCUCUGUUCUUAUUAUAUUCUCUUGUCUGUUUUUUAUUGUAUAUUUUAAUCAUAUAUUUACAAUGAAAAAAUAUUGUAUAUAUUAUUUUAAAACUUUUUUCGUGUCUGAAGAUGUUUAACAUUUGAGUCUCUCAUAGUGUUUUAUCACUCAAAUAAAUUACAAUCAUGACAGAUUUUGUACCUAACUCCCUUUUUGGAACAGUUCUCUUGAAUUCUUCAGGCAUACUCGGAAUUCACCAGUUGAAAUGGUGGGACCUCGGCCUCCAAAGCUUGGUCAUUGGAAAUAAUCAGGUUUCAUUGCUCUGUAUGAAGAACAUUCUUGUUCACUGUUUGUUUUUUUCACACAUAUCACAGCAUCACAUGCACGUUUACAAGUUUAGUUAGUGAUCAUACCGAAUAAUAAAAAUCAAGAAUUUAUCAUUUUAAAAAAUUAUUUUUAACUUUCUAGAGAAAACUUCCCAUGAAGUACUUUUGAGUUGCACAAAGAAGGUUGUUUUAUAGCAUCUUGUAAAAUGGGAGUCCUGUCUAAUGUUCUUUUCAAAUACACUUUUUUUUAAAUGUCAUGAAACUUUUGGAGGGAUAAAAUUGUUGCCAGGUAUGUUAUGUGUGUGUUCUGUGAAAGCACCCACAGCACAGUUGCCUUUUGUUUCAUUUAUAAAUGUAAAAAUAUUGUAUAAUAUAACAGUUUGUCCCUACACAAUUGUAUUUGCCAAGCUUUGUGCAUUGAAAUAUUUUUAUUUAUUUCUUUUGGGCAGUAUUAAUAUAUUAUAAUAAAUCUAUGGUUACUGUUUUAUAUAUUCUUAGAUUAUUCAAGCCAUGUAUGCUGUAAAUGUGCUAGUCUUUAGAAUGAAAAACAUUAAUAAAGAACUGACAGUACUAAA